AUACAAUGCACUGGUUUGCAGUAGGAAAUUCAUGGGAAGAAUUAUAUGAAGCCACAAAAGACAACAAAGUACAACUAUUCCACCUAAAUGACAUACCACAUACAGUAACACUAGAAAGCAGAAUAGAUCGACACGAACAAAUAGGGAAAGGACAAUUACCCGUAUCAGUAAUUUUACCAAACAAUGAAAAAGAAUUAAAUGAAUGGACCAUAAAACUUCAUAGUAAAAUUAACGAAGGAAAAGGAUACGAGAAACAGUACAAACAAAAAAUAUAUAACACCACAGAAAAAAUGGGACCUUACGACGAAGAAAAAACACAGAAAUGGAGAAACAUAUUAAGACAAUUAAUUGACGAGAUAGAAUAUUACGAAAUACUAUUGAACAGAGUUAAAGACCACGUCAUAACAUUAAGAAAACAAGAUCAACAUCGAAAAGCUUCAAUAAUACAAAAAUUAUUCAGAAAAAGACAAGUCCAAAAAUUAAGACAACAAAGGAACGAACUGGAAAAACAGAAACAAGAACUGGAUACAUUACGAAAAUCAUUAGCUAAAGCAGAAGAAAACAAACAAAAAAACCAAUAUGCAACAUCCCAACAACUAACACCUCAAAGAUAA
Messenger RNA from Ambispora gerdemannii, 614 nucleotides. NCBI's taxonomy places the organism in Eukaryota, Fungi, Glomeromycota, Glomeromycetes, Archaeosporales, Ambisporaceae. The record is from the annotation of a GenBank genome assembly.